CAUCAUUUAAAAAUCCACUAGAUGGCGUAAGAAAAUAAGAAAUAGAAACCCACAUUCCCGGCAGCAUGGCGGCUGUGAGUACCAACUAAAUUCCGUUGGCCUUGUUUUUAUUUAUUGAAGUGGAUUAGAUUGAACUAAGUUGAACAUAUUUGUUUAAAUAGUUGCAACUAAUCCAUACUAUUUGUAUAUUUAAAUAGAGGAACUAAGUUGUUUAGUUUUAUAAUUUUACGAUAGGCCUGAUCUUAUUUUUAGUCACUUAACUUAACAGAGACAGAGGCAAACGCCUAGCUAGGCUUAUUUUAUUUGCGCAAUACUCUAACUCUAAACAGAAGUUUCGUUAAUUAAACACUUGCAAAUUGUAUUUAUCUAUCACCUAUUUUUUUAGCCAACAGUCGAGAAGGUUCAAGAAAUCAGAGAAGUUACCAGAAUAGAGCGUAUAGGUACGUGAAGGUAGAGAACUGAUUGUUUGGCUGUUGCCAUGGAAAUAAAAGCUGAAAAAUAUCUUUAAUAAUAAUACUACUAUCAUGUCUUGUAUGCAAUUUAAAAAACGUAUGUAAGUAUUGUUAGUGAAGGAGUGAUUUUACUAUGCUUAAGUCUAUGGUCUUUCUAAAUUGGGAAAUUUUUCUUUAACUAGGUCAACUUCAAAUAAAUUAAACUGUUUUUCAGGUGCUCACUCACACAUCAGAGGAUUGGGUCUUGAUGAUGCACUCGAAGCAAGACAAGUUUCUCAGGGGAUGGUGGGGCAGGUUAAGGCCAGAAAGGCAGCUGGAGUAAUCUUGGAAAUAAUAAAAGUUUGUUUACUUUCUCUUGACACUUCAAAAUUGCUCCACCCAAACUUAAUUUAUUUAGGCCAAUACAAUUGUGUAAAUAUAUGUCCUUAGACUUAGACAGAAAUCUUAAAUAUGUUAUAUUGCUAUAAAUCAUACAUGAUUAUCAAGGGGUAACUAUAAGAUUUUUCUGUGACUUUUUUAAACACCCUGUUUAAUCUUUGCAUUUCAUUGCCAAAACUUGAGCUGACUUUCCAAUUUUAUGAAUUUUUUUUUACCACAACUUUUUUUAUUUUAAAAGAUAAUGGUACUAAUUCUUCAAAGCGUUACACAAUACAAUAAACGUCAAAGGAUUUAAGUGGCUUGAAGAUUGAUUAUUUUGCAUAAUUAUACUUGUGGGAAACUUGAUGAAAUCCUGAAAAUAAGAAUGACUAAAACUAUUAAAACUUAUUUAUAAAGACAAUAGCCACACAAAAAACACAUGAAUCUUUAUCUUGAUAAAUUUCACAAACUCUUCUUUAUAAUCAUGUCUCCAUAAAAUAAGUUAACCAUCUUUGUUUGGCAGACAAUGAAAGUCCCUUUAUUUUUGUUCUGCAAGACACUAUUUUUAAAUGCUGUACCAGGGAGAAGACUAUAAAAUAGAGACUGACAGAAUUUGGCUUUCGGCACCGAAAGUUGCAAAUUGAUCACUUUUGACGUAGUUUCGGAUGAAACAGAUUAGUUAACUUAAUGUUUAUUAUUUUAAGAGACAUGGUUAGAAAAAAUAUUUCUCCCCUCCAUUGGGGGGGGGUGGGGUAGUUGGACGCCGAACGAACUAAAUACACAACCUUCACGGAAAGACUACAGCGGGUUGGGACUAGGCUAAUCAGAUUAGUUAACUUAAUGUUUAUUAUUUUAAGAGACAUGGUUAGAAAAAAUAUUUCUCCCCUCCAUUGGGGGGGGGGGGGUAGUUGGACGCCGAACGAAAUAAAUACACAACCUUCACGGAAAGACUACAGCGGGUUGUGACUAGGCUAAAUAUUACUACAGCUGCUUAUGAAAUAACCGCGAAAAAUUAUGUUUGUUUGUUUUUUUUGGCUUCAUAUGCCUUAUAAGAAAUCAUGGAUUUAACAGAUUUUUAGCUGAAAUUUGGCACUGUUAGGAUAAUUAUUGUAGAAUUUAUGCAUAAUUGUACACACAUUCUGGAGGGCGGCCAUAAGCAUCCUCAGUUGGUAUACAUAAUAUAUGGAUUGCCCCUUAUUUUGGGAGGGGGUGUGAUAAUAUGUUAUUUUUUGAGUACAUUAUAUAUAGAUGUCCUACUAUCUAUUCACAUUUGGCUACAUUGACGGCUAUGUACGUGUACAUUGCAUGGAUGAUUUAAAUGUUAAUGUUGGCGUUGAAUCGGCUCUCUUUUUUCAAGGAUUAUGUCUGGGCAUUUUUAAAGGCCCAUACAAUGAAAAAAUUAUAGGCUAAACUUUCCAUCAAUGCCAAAUAUGUCUAGGAAGCGUUGUAAUUAUAUUAUAAAAGCAAUAGACACCCAAGGAUCUAUUUUGCAUGAAUGUAGCCGAAGGUAAUUUUAACUUUUGGAAUGGUUUCGGUUUCUGCAGAAAUCAGAAAAAUCACUUACAGUCAGAAUCUAUAUUGACUCUGUAUCAUUUCAAUUAUUUCAUUCUAAUCUGUGCCUUUAGCCCUAAUGCUAGUAGUGACUAUACAAUGAUUACAAGUUUCUUUUAGCAAAAUAAAUUACUGUAUUUAUAAUACUUAAAUAUUUUAUUUAAAUUUUUGUAAGUAAUUCACAAUAAAAUAAACAAGAAUCUAAGUAAUAUUUAAUGCAGAAUGUCUGACAAAGUAAUUUAAAAUGAAUAAAAUGAAAUUAGCAACCUUUUAAUUACCUGUAGAUCUCAAUUAUAUAACGGGAUAAGUAAUAGAUUUACAUUAAAAGUAAUUAUUUUUAUUAAUCUGCUUUGAUACAAUUAAAUUGUUUUUAAAUUGUAAAUUAGAUUGCAAAUUAAUUACAAAUCUAUUUCAAAACAUUAAUUAAAGCUAUCGACUAUCAAGAGCUGUUCCGUCAACACUGACUGAAAGGGGAAAAUAUCCGAAGGCGAAAUAGGAUUUUGGGAGUGGGGUCACCCUUUUUAGGGCUUGCAUUUUGAUUUCUUGAGUGAAGCCUCAUUAUCUAUAUUAAGUUCUAAAAUUCAAGCAAUGGAUAAGGUUUUUGUAGAUUAGGGUCAUUUAGCUGUCAGAUUUCUAAAAAAAACUAUUAAAUUUUAAGCUUUAACACAUGGUCAGCUUAUGGCAAACGGCUUGUGAUUAGCUGCAUCAUUUGGUAAUGAAAUUUAUAGUGCUGUGUGCAGAAACCAUCAAUAUGACACAGAUGACGAACAACACUGUUUAUUUUUUCAAAUUUUGUUGCCAGAGGCUAUUUACCGAUGUUAACGAAUCCAUUCUUUUAAAAGUGGGUCACAAGUUUUUGUGUUUUUUACAACAUGCGCAGAACAAUACAUGAAAGAAUAUCGAUAUGUUUUAUAAAUAAUUAUAAUAAAAGUGUUUUCAAUUAUUAUUUCACUUACAAAAAAACUUUGUUACUGAAAGGAAAUUCAGUGUGUCAUUUGCAUUCCCUUACUAUGUCUAUUUUUUCAGGAGGGUAAAAUAGCUGGCAGAGGCAUUCUUAUUGCAGGCCAGCCUGGCACUGGAAAAACAGCCAUUGCAAUGGGUAAGUAGACAAUAAAAAAUUUAAUUAAUGUAGUAACUGUACUUUUAAUUUAUUGCUUUUUUAACCAUUAGAAUGAGGCAUUUUUCAGCAGAUAGUGAAUUGUUUGAUUUCAAGCUUUACCAGACUUUAUAUAUUCAACCCAGCUAUUCAGAGUUGAGGUACGAAAAUGAGUUUUUAAAUAACAGUGGUCCUUUUAUUACCUAACUUUCAAGCAUUUGUUUUCAAAUUUCAAUAAUUUAAUGGAAAAACUUCUGCUUUUGCAGCCUUUUUCUUAGUUUCCUUAAUUAAUCACAAGCUAUUUUUGUAACUGGAACUGAAUUAAUUCCGACCUUAGAAAGUCUUAUUUGAAAUAUGCUGUUUAAAAUAAAGCUGUAAAUGCUAAUGUAAUAUUUCCAAUGAUUGAUCAAAGUUUGCUGCAAAAGGCUUAUAAAAAAACAUGUUUUAAAGCAGUGCUGUAUGCAGUUUCAAAUCAUUGACAGUAAAGCUGUCUUCAUUGGCUCAAUACUUUUACUAGUUUUACCAUUUAAGAUGGUAUCAUUUCCUCAUUUUUGCUGCAACUUGUCACAAAAGUGCCUUUCAUGUCUAAACAGCCUCGGUAGAAUGGUGCUGUGUUAACAGUGCUCUUUAGUUGGACAUUCGUGUUAUUUAUUUUAAAUAUUCUUCAUUUUAACCUCCAGGAAUGGCCCAAGCCUUAGGAACAGAUACACCAUUUACAAGUAUUGCAGGAAGUGAAAUAUUUUCUCUGGAAAUGAGCAAGACUGAAGCCCUGACACAAUCAUUCAGAAAAUCAAUAGGUGUUCGCAUUAAGUAAGUUGGUCAUGUCUCCGCACUAAGUGUAUAUUUAGACAAUGAACACAAUGGGGGUUGGAUUUGAUGUUUGAGAUGUGGAAUUAUGCUAUGGAAAAGACAACCAACCGAUAUUUUCUGAUUUAUUAUUUUUUUUCCUUUAGGGAAGAAACUGAAAUAAUUGAAGGAGAAAUUGUUGAAGUACAAAUUGACAGACCUGCUACCGGAACUGUAAGUUAGACAAUAAUUAGUUUUAACAUUGUGCUUUAGUUCGAUUUUUGGGAGUGAAAUAUUCUUGUUUAUACUUCAUUCAAGUGGGCUGUUUUUCGAGUUUUUUACAUAGCCUGUGGAAAUUAAUUCCAUAUCUGUAUAUAAUGGAAAAAAUAAUGUUCUGGUCUGCAGUUAGAUGUUUAACUAUUGUUUCACUAGUCAGACAACCCAUCCAACAUAUACUGUUUAUUUUUAAAAAAAUAUAUUUCAGGGAGCAAAAGUUGGAAAACUAACGUUAAAAACAACAGAGAUGGAAACUAUCUACCAACUAGGACAAAAGAUGAUUGAAUCUCUCACUAAGGAGAAGGCUCAAGCAGGGUACCUUAUUUUAUUAUUAUUAUUUUAUUGCCUCUAUAAUUUGACUGGAAUUUUUAAAAAUAUUUUUAAUGAAAUUUGAUUCUUUUGUCAAUGGGACCUUGUGUUUUGUCCCUUCUGAUAAAAUUCCCCAUAAAUCUCUAAAGAUAUUUGGUGUUAAACAUAUUAAAAUUUAGUAGCUUUGACUAUGAAUUCCAUUUUCAGAGACAUUGUUACCAUUGAUAAAGCUACUGGGAAAAUCACAAAGCUAGGUCGCUCUUUCACAAGGGCUAGAGACUAUGAUGCAAUGGGAGCACAGGUAUGCAAAAAAUAUUUUUUGAAUGAUUUCUUUUGUGGGAACACAUGUUAUUGAAAUGUUUUUGUUUUAGAUGUUACAUUAUAGGCCAUAAUUAUAAAUUUUUGUUAUGUUAGUUUAGUAAUAAAAAAUUUGGUUAAAAAAUCUUUCUCAGACCAAGUUUGUCCAGUGUCCAGAAGGGGAACUUCAAAAGAGGAAGGAAGUUGUACACACUGUGACUUUGCAUGAGAUUGAUGUCAUCAACAGCAGAACACAGGGAUUUUUGGCUUUGUUUUCAGGUAACCUAUCUCCAAGAAAAUAGAAUUAGUCAUCAAAUCAUAACCUUAAGAAAAUUGUUAUGGUUAAUUCUGGGAAUAAUCUAAAAAAUGUUUUUUAUAUUUAUAUUUUAGGUGACACCGGGGAAAUUAAAUCUGAGGUCAGAGAGCAGAUCAAUUCCAAAGUUGCAGAAUGGAGAGAGGAAGGCAAAGCAGAGAUUGUGCCAGGUGUAAGUGUAUUCAUUGAGAGACAUACAUCUUCUGUGGCUUAACUGCCCUUCAUCAUCAUCAUCAUGUCCCUUAGUUCUUGGACUGUUAGGGCGCCACCGAUGACAUGUGAACUAUCCUCCUCCAUUUGUCUCUGUCUUCUGCACUAUGCACAGCAUGGCCCAGUGUUAGUCCUGUCCACUCUUUGAUGUUAUCCUCCCAUCUUUGUCUUCCUCUUCUUCUCCGUCCUCUUGUGGUGCCCUGCAAUAUUUCUUUGGCAAGCCCUUGUUUCCUUGUUACGUGGCCACACCAUUGUAGUUUGCGUUUUUUCACAAUCACCAGUAGGUCAUCGUACUCCCCAAUUGCUUGGCGAACCCUUUCUUUCACUGUAUCAUUGGAGAUAUGGUCCCUAUACCAGAUGCCAAAAAUGCUUCUGAAGCAUCUCAUCUCCAUCGCCUUUAUUUUCCUUUCAAGAUCUGCUGUUAAUGUCCAGGAUUCGCAGGCAUACAGGAAAAUGGAGAGGACUAAUGAGCGCAUCAGCCUGAUUUUGGUGCUGGGGGCUAUAUUUUUGUCAUUCCAUAUUUUCUUGAGCCUCUUUAGUGCUCUUGUAGUCUGUGCAAUCCUGGACAUAAUAAUAAUAAUAAAGAUUAUUUCAAAAUCACGCCGAAAGGCUCAAAGCACGGUACAAAGUCAACCACAUCUAUAAUUUAAAAACUAAUCACAAGCAUCAGUUCGGGCUUGGGGCCUUCUUCUGAGACUAUUGCUCCUAGGUAUUUGAAACCGCCUACAGUCUGCCCUUAAAGGAAUUCAAAGAUUAUUGUGUUAACAUUCUACUUUCAUUACAUUGUUAACGCUACAUGUACUAAUUUAUAGAUAUUUUUAAAGAUCGUGUCGUUUUAAAUUUAAUUUUCUCUAUAAUUUCAAGUUAAUGGCUUCAUUAUAACUUGAUCUUACCAUGUUGGAAGAAUAAUGUUGAGAGAUAUCCUCUUUGUAACAGGUCCUGUUUAUUGAUGAAGUGCACAUGUUAGAUAUUGAGUGUUUUUCUUUUCUCAACCGAGCUUUGGAGUCUGACAUGGCACCCAUUCUUAUCAUGGCAACAAACAGGGGAAUAACAAGGUAGGAAAUCAUGGGAGAUGCAGACCUUGUUACUCCUGGGCUUAACCACUUCGCUACCGAUGACAUCUACGUGACGUCACGGUCACCCACUUUCAAUGACCAAGGAUGUCACAUUGUCGUCAUAACAAAAAGUUAAAGAACCUAUGUUUAUUUCUUAAUGAUACGUCAUAGUAAUUGAGAUGCUUAAGUACUAUUCUGAAAUGAUAUUUUUUGAGUUGCAGAGUAAUGAUGUCUGGAGAUAGCCUUUUUCUUAUUGUCUCUAAAAUGAAAUCCUAAUGUUACAUUAUAAUUAUAUGUGGGAAUUCAUUGUCUUUAUUAAUAAAUUAUAAGUUAUAACAGUUUGUUCACAAUUUAUUUUGAAAGAUUAAAAUUGCCAUUAAAUUAUAUUUUUUUUAGAAUAAGAGGCACGCAUUACACAAGUCCUCAUGGAAUCCCCAUUGACCUGCUUGACAGAUUAGUCAUUAUCUCUACUAGUCCAUAUGAAGAGAAAGAAAUAAAGCAAAUCUUGAAAAUAAGGUACGUUAUUGAUUAUAAUUAAAAAAAAAAAAAAAUUUGUCAUUUUAUUCUUAUGUUCAUUACAUGGCUACAGUUAAGAAUGUUUUUUCCUCAUUCUGCAGGUGUGAAGAAGAAGAUGUCGAGAUGAGUGAUGAUGCCCUGACAGUACUAACACGUAUUGGUAUGGAAACCAGUUUGAGGUACUCCAUUCAGCUUAUCACUGCUGCUAAUUUGGUCUGCAGGAAACGAAAGGUGAGGAUAUACUAUAUUGUUUAAAAUUGAAUUGUUUAUAACUAUGCAUAAAAUUCCUUUGGUUUUUAUCAAAUUUAUAUGAAUACUAAUGUGAUGCUAUUUGUGCAGGGCACUGAAGUGGACGUCGAUGAUAUUAAGAGAGUGUACACAUUAUUUUUGGAUGAGUCUAGAUCAACACAGUUCCUUAAAGAAUACCAACAGGAGUUUAUGUUUAAUGAAAGUAAGUCCUUAUAAAUUAAUUGUAACUUGUAGCCCUACAAUUCUUAUUCCCACAGCAAAGCAAGGGAGUAUACCACAAUCUCAGUUGAAAUCAAAAUGUUUAACUUUAAAAUUUCAUGACGUUCACUGGAGAAAUUUUUUUAAACACCCAUAGGACAUCAGUCAUACUUUGGGUGGUAUUUUUUAAAAGGAUUGAUUAAUAUUAGAAGUCAUUUCUGUAUGUUAAAAAUAAAAUGUAUGUAUUUAUAAUUCAUAAUAAUCUUUGUUGUCCAAUAUAACUAACUUAGUUAGGGUUAUUUCCUCUUCAUCAAAUUUGAGGCGUUAUUUGAUUUCAUGUAUCUAAAAGGAAUGUUUUUAAAAACAAUUUUGUAAUCUUUUUCAGAUACAGAUGAAAUGGAAACAAGUUAGAUAAUGUAUUAUUUGUAUCAUUCACAUUUUUUUCCUUGACCCACAUUUUAACUGAUCUGAUGAGUUGUUUUUUAAAUAUCUAUGAGUUAACCAUAUCUCAUUCUCAAUAAUAAUAAGGUUAACCAUAUCUCAAUAAUAAUAAGGUUAACCAUUUAUUUGCUUAGAAAAGGUGUUUUCAUUUUUCUCUCUUGAAAUAAAAUUCAUUUAUACUAUUUUCA
This is a messenger RNA of Lymnaea stagnalis (great pond snail), 8294 nucleotides long. Lineage: Eukaryota; Metazoa; Mollusca; Gastropoda; Lymnaeidae. The record is from the annotation of a GenBank genome assembly.